This is a messenger RNA of Triticum urartu, 2509 nucleotides long. RefSeq names its product receptor-like cytoplasmic kinase 176. Gene Ontology annotation, molecular function: ATP binding; protein kinase activity. The record is from RefSeq and is a predicted model, not a curated record. Lineage: Eukaryota; Viridiplantae; Streptophyta; Magnoliopsida; Poales; Poaceae. Gene Ontology annotation, biological process: protein phosphorylation.
GCAUAUCACCAGCCAUGAGUAACUGCUUCGCGAAGCCAACCUCUAGGAGCGAGGGCGAGAUCCUCCACUCGGCCAACAUCAGGAGCUUCACCUUCAAGGAGCUCAGGACAGCCACUAGGAAUUUCCGGCGGGACAGCAUCCUCGGUGAGGGCGGCUUUGGAGUGGUGUACAAAGGGUGGGUCGAGGAGAGCACCUUCGCCCCGGCCAGCAGCGACACUGGCAUGCCCGUUGCCGUUAAGAGGCUCAGCCAGAAAGGCAUCCAGGGCCACAGGGAAUGGCUGGCUGAAGUGAAUUACCUUGGCAGAUUGUCGCAUCCCAAUCUGGUGAAGCUCCUAGGCUACUGCCUCGAAGACGUGCAGCACCUACUUGUCUACGAGUUCAUGCCACAGGGAAGCUUGGAGAACCAUCUUUUCGGGAGGAGCUUAAAUUUCCACUCACUGUCAUGGAAUGUGAGGAUGAAUGUUGCUCUUGGAGCAGCUAAGGGGCUUGCGUUCCUCCACAGCGACAAGGCCAACGUCAUCUACCGCGAUUUCAAGACGUCAAAUGUUCUCCUUGAUUCGAGCUACAGCGCAAAGUUGUCUGAUUUUGGGUUGGCGAGGGAUGGGCCAAACGAUGAUGAGAGCCAUGUCUCUACAAGGGUCAUGGGCACAGAUGGAUAUGCAGCCCCUGAAUAUCUGGAUACAGGCCAUCUGACGACGAAGUGCGAUGUGUACAGUUUUGGUGUGGUGCUCCUGGAGAUCCUAUCCGGCCGGCGAGCCCUGAGCAGGAGCCGUCCGUCCAGCGAGCGCAACCUGGUGGAGUGGGCGCGGCCGUACCUGAAGAGCAAGCGACGCAUCUCCCACAUCCUGGACGCGCGGCUGGACGGGCAGUACUCCCUUGGCGGCGCGCAGAAGGCUGCUGCACUCGCGCUCCGGUGCAUCUCCAUCCACCCGAGAGUCCGGCCGGGCAUGGAGCAGGUGGUGGUGGCGCUGGAGCAGCUCGAGGACGACAAGGAGACUGUGACGAGUGGUCAGGGGAAGGCAAAUGGCGGCGGCACAUGCGGCUUCUUCAGGAUGUGUAGUGGUGGCCGGCAGCAGCAGCAGCAACCGUAGCCCGCGGUAAGGCGGCUGCACGGGUACUGUCACACUGUUCAUCAGCGAUCUCGAGGUACCUAGCACCACAUGUUCUAUGCAGCUUGUGCUUAUUGGUCCAACAAAUUCAGAUGUCUCAUUUUCUGAGUUUUCUUAAUGAGAAUAUUGAAUUUUGUUUUCCUUGAGCUAAUUUACACAAUUUUUAUGUACAUAAUCUUGAUCGAAACAUUAGUUUUGUUGUUGAUGGCAGGCUUAGAAAAGUGUACUGUUAUUUGGACUUGUGAAGAGUGCAGUGACUACUUUACAAGGUCAUCAGCUAACUCAAAAGGCUGGCGAGAGGGUUUCAGCUCAUUGCCUGGAGAGAUUGUUCUUGCUUCUUUUGAUGGAUUUGGUAUGUGGUCCACUUUUUAUGUCAUACUUGAGGCCUAUACACUAAAAAUAGUUAGUUACUGCUGCGCUUCUGCUUGUAUAAGGUAGUCAUGUUAGGCCAGCUAUCAGCUACUGCAGUCAUCGUAGUUAGUAUGUAGUACAGGUGGCUGAUGGGCGCUCGCCACCGUGUGAUGCCAUCAUACUCCAAAGAGUGAAAAUGGUUAUAGUUUAAUUCGCAUGCUGGUUGACCCUACCCCAAUAUGGCAGAGUCAACCAAAAUAUUUAGUCCUGGGAGCACAUUGUGUUAUGCACUUGCUGUUGUUGUUGUCAAAUAGUCUCAUACCAAAUCAUGCAUCUCAUGAUCUGCUCUGCUGUGUCUCGCCGUCAGGUGUGUUGAAGCUCUGUGUGCCUGAACACCAUUCUUAAACCCUGUAACAGGGGAACUACUUACUUUUUUGUGGUAUUCGAUUUUACGUCAUCCGGCUUGUGUAUCUUGUACUGGUUUCAACAAGAAAGAUACAUUUGGGACGCCAUGGAAUUGCCGGGAACGAGAAGGAUGCAUUGCUUGCCAGGUUCUGCACCAUCAAGGCCGCCGCUGCUGACCUCCGAGCGAAGCAUGGCAAGAGCAAGUAAGAGUCUGAAGUUAGCCCCAGCUGACGUGCUCCAGCUUCGUGUGCUAGAAACCAAGAGCAGAUUGCCACCAUGAUGAAUUUGAUGAUGUCCUUGUACCGAUGUGUUUCCGAGUGGAAUCUUGUUGAUGGAAGGUCGAAGCAUAGGGAAAAUGGUGGUAGAGCGUGACAGAACAUCUAAAAAAUCAGGGUGGUUAUUAUUUUUCUUAUUGAUAACAUGCAUCAACAUAAAAGUAAAACGUUAGUUUGUUCAUGACCAUCUAAGUUUAUUCUUCUUGUACUGAUGUGUUUCUGAGUCGCUGUUGUUGAGUUAUGGAGUCUAGUUGGUUGUGCUUUUAUAUUAAAAGGACUUGUACCUCUAACCAAGAAAUAUUCAAUCAACAUGUAUGUAAAUAUAAAUUGUUUAUUCUAAGGGACUUUUUAAGUUUUUAAAAGAACUUU